Molecule: messenger RNA, 1059 nt
Organism: Cynoglossus semilaevis (tongue sole)
Lineage: Eukaryota; Metazoa; Chordata; Actinopteri; Pleuronectiformes; Cynoglossidae
Product: elongation of very long chain fatty acids protein 6-like
Exons: 4
Coding region: 186-1013 (275 amino acids)
Biological process (GO): fatty acid elongation, saturated fatty acid; fatty acid elongation, polyunsaturated fatty acid; sphingolipid biosynthetic process
Cellular component (GO): endoplasmic reticulum membrane
Molecular function (GO): fatty acid elongase activity
Source: RefSeq, a predicted model, not a curated record
CUUCAGCUCACUAUUACGUGCGCAGAGCGGCCAACAGCCCCAUUCGCUGAAAACUUUUUAUGCGGGACUGUCAUAGCGUUUGACCGUAGGGUUGUAUAGUUCGGAUCGGAGCAGGUUAGGUUUGAGCGAAACUACGAUUAUUUUCAUUUCAUAUCUGCAAGGUAGGAGAGACGGGCCGUUCAUAAAUGAUGGUGCUGCAUAAAGACACGUUUGUCCCGCCGAUGGAGUUCGAGCGGCUUUUCGACCACAGAGAGACGCUGAUGUGGAUGCAGCAGAACUGGUGGUUGUCCAUUCCCUUUGGUGUCCUCUAUGUCGCCCUGGUGUUUUUUGGGGUGUACUACAGGAGGCAAAGACCCCAAAUGGACCUUCGGGUGUGGCUGUUUCUCUGGUCCCUGAUGCUGGCAGUGUUUAGCAUUGCUGGAGCACUUCGUACUGUUCCCUACAUGUUCCACGUUCUGCUCAGUGGUGGUUUCAGACGUUCCGUUUGUGACCAGAGGUUCUACACAGACCCCGUCAGCAGCUUCUGGGCCUACGCCUUCGUCCUGAGCAAAGCUCCAGAACUGGGUGACACUGCCUUCAAUGUGCUGAGGAAGAAGAAGCUGCUGUUCCUGCACUGGUUCCACCACAUGACCACGCUGAUUUAUUCCUGGUACGGCUACAAAGAGAUGGUGGCCGGUGGUGGGUGGUUCAUGACCAUGAACUUCACCAUACACGCCUUCAUGUACUCCUACUACACUCUGAGGGCCGCUGGUGUGCGUGUGCCUCGCGCGGUAAACGUGGUCAUCACCAGCCUGCAGAUCGCUCAAAUGGUCAUGGGUCUGUUUGUGUGUGUGCUGGUCUACAACUGGAUGCCGCAGGGCGACUGCCCCUCCAGCGUAAGCAGCGUCGCGUGGGGGGGGUUCAUGUAUCUCAGCUACCUGCUGCUCUUUGUUCACUUCUUCUACAAAACCUACAUACGUCCAACAAACGUCUCUCACUCAGGUGAAACGGCCAAGAUUGAGAAAAUUGAGUGAGAAAAGCUGAGAUUCAGACUAGACCAAAAAUAUAAAAUAAAAUAAG